Messenger RNA from Drosophila willistoni, 1394 nucleotides. Its product is annotated as GDP-fucose protein O-fucosyltransferase 1. The coding region runs from base 50 to 1264 and encodes 404 amino acids. Gene Ontology annotation, biological process: Notch signaling pathway; protein O-linked glycosylation via fucose. NCBI's taxonomy places the organism in Eukaryota, Metazoa, Arthropoda, Insecta, Diptera, Drosophilidae. The transcript is spliced from 2 exons. The record is from RefSeq and is a predicted model, not a curated record. Gene Ontology annotation, molecular function: peptide-O-fucosyltransferase activity.
AACACUAGACCGGGUUUUGGAGAAAAAUAAAAUAAAAGAAGCCGGUAGAAUGCAGUGGCUUGAGAUAAAUUUGAAAUGCCUUUUAAUAUUUUUAAUUGGUCACAUAAAACCUGGAAUUGGCAAUACAUACGAACGGGAUCCGAAUGGCUAUCUCACCUACUGCCCCUGCAUGGGACGUUUUGGUAACCAAGCGGAUCACUUCUUGGGUUCCCUUGCUUUUGCCAGGGCUUUGAAUCGGACUCUUAUACUUCCGCCAUGGGUGGAAUACCGCAAGGGUGAAUUGCGUUCCCAUCAAGUGUCUUUCGAGACGUACUUCGAUGUGGAGCCGUUGCAGAAAUAUCAUCGCGUCAUUCUCAUGUCUGAAUUUAUGGACCAACUGGCCGAGGAAGUGUGGCCUGUCGAGAAGCGAGUAUCCUUUUGCUACAUGGAACGUAAGAGUCUGCAACAGGAAAAAAAUCAAGACAAACAAUGUCAUGCCAAGGAUGGAAAUCCUUUUGGACCUUUUUGGGACACCUACAACAUUGACUUCGUAGCUUCAGAAUUCUAUGGACCCCUCCAUUUUGAUGUGCACCACAGUGCUGUGGCCAGCAAAUGGCAAGCUAAAUAUGAUGUGGAAUCCUGGCCAGUCUUGGCGUUCACUGGAGCACCAGCUAGUUUCCCAGUACAAUUGGAGAACUGCGAAUUACAAAAGCAUUUGCAAUGGAGUUCCAAAUACAGAGAAGGGGCGCGCGAUUAUAUCAAGAAUAUACUUCCUCGUGGGGCCUUUGUAGGCCUUCAUUUGCGAAAUGGCAUCGAUUGGGUCCGAGCCUGUGAGCAUGUAAAGGAUAGUCAGCACUUGUUCGCCUCUCCACAGUGCCUGGGUUAUAGAAACGAGCGGGGCUCCCUGUAUCCUGAGCUCUGCAUGCAGACCAAGGAGUCGAUAGUGCGCCAACUGAAAAGAGUUAUUAAGAAUGUGCGACAGACUCAGCCGAAAAAUGAAAUUAAAUCGGUAUUUGUGGCCUCUGAUGCCAAUCAUUUGAUCAAAGAGCUGAGCUCUGCUCUCAACAGAAUGAAUAUCACUGUUCAUAAGCUGGACAAAGAUGAUCCCUACUUAGAUCUGGCCAUUUUGGGACAAUCAAAUCAUUUCAUAGGCAAUUGCGUUUCAUCCUUCAGUGCCUUUGUGAAACGUGAACGGGACUCGCAUGGUUUUCCUUCCUCCUUUUGGUCAUUUCCAAAGGAGAAGGAGCGGCAACAACAACAGACUAGAUUGCAUGAGGAACUGUAAUGGACACACAUCUAUCAAUACUUAGUAGUUUUUAAGCCAAAUGUUUCCAUUGGCAUACUUUUACUUAUAGAAAUUUAUUCAAGAAUCAAAUCAUUCAUUCCAAGCAAUAUAUUUAAUAAUUUAUAUCGAA